Molecule: messenger RNA, 562 nt
Organism: Teleopsis dalmanni
Lineage: Eukaryota; Metazoa; Arthropoda; Insecta; Diptera; Diopsidae
Exons: 2
Coding region: 101-562 (153 amino acids)
Source: RefSeq, a predicted model, not a curated record
GUAUUGAUAUGUUUGUUUGUGCGAGUGCCAGAUUCACCAUCAUAUUGAAUCAUUGCAACCUGUUGAAGAUGCACAACAUAAACUCUUGCAAAUAUACUUCAUGGGCAAUAUGAUGGAACAACUUGAACGGCGUCAAGAGAUCAACACAGCAAUGAAAAUAGCAAUUCUUCAAGAUCUGCAGCAACUACUUCAUGAACAUCAUGCAUUGGUCAGGCUGUUCAAGACUGCGUUGGAGCGCAUGCCACAUGAUAACUACAAAGUUGUGAUUAGAGCGGAUAAACGACCACUGAUGUUUUGGCAAGAAGAUGAUGGAUAUCACUUCAAUAUAAAAAUGAUAAACCCAUUGAAUGGUGAGGAAACUACCAAGAAAAUUAGUUCGUGUAAUCCAAAAUGGAAAGAAAUUGUUCAAAUGCUGCUUCCUGGACAGACAUCAAGUGAUCGGCACGACAUCACUGCACGUGUAUUCAAACACAAAAUUCGAUCGCUGAUGAAUCUAAAAUUUAAUAUAACAUUGUUUCCUUUCCUUCUAAUAUUAUUAAACAUAAUUUUAAUAUUAUUUUAA